ACAGUCACAGAGUCACCCAGUCACCCAGUCGACCAAUUGCAAUCGUUAUGCGGCUUUGCGCUCUUAUCGCCGUCUGCCUGUUGGCACUGCUCUCCCUCUCCACCGCGGAGGAUCGGAGUGAGAUUUGCGCCUGUACGCGCAACUUUGAGCUGGUCUGCGGCAGCGAUGGCAUCACGUAUCCAAAUCCGUGCGAGCUAAACUGCUCCGCCAAGCGUACAGCACGUCACGGCAAUCCUUUGACUCUGGUCAAAGCUGGGCCCUGUUAGGUUCCGGAGUUACACUAAGAUUAUACAAUCUAAAAAUGUGAAUUGUUCACUUCACACUUCAAGUUAAAUAAAUAUUUUUCCGACUAUUGCAAAAUUCAA
This is a messenger RNA of Drosophila arizonae, 365 nucleotides long. Its product is annotated as protease inhibitor 2-like. Gene Ontology annotation, molecular function: protein binding. Lineage: Eukaryota; Metazoa; Arthropoda; Insecta; Diptera; Drosophilidae. The record is from RefSeq and is a predicted model, not a curated record.